Molecule: messenger RNA, 2247 nt
Organism: Diaporthe amygdali
Lineage: Eukaryota; Fungi; Ascomycota; Sordariomycetes; Diaporthales; Diaporthaceae
Product: c6 transcription factor
Exons: 5
Coding region: 1-2247 (748 amino acids)
Source: RefSeq, a predicted model, not a curated record
AUGACUCUUGAGGAACGGGCCGAGUUGGAACAGCUGCGGCAGCAGCAUGAAUUACCUAGGAAGGUCCCUGGCCACGGCGGCGACGAUGGGGACAUUCUUCACCGGCUCAAGACCCUGCCGGAGGACGAGGCCGUGGCCCUCUUCAUCCAGUUGCGAUCAGGGGCUCGAGUCAACGACAAUGUUGUUACGGCGCGAAGCAUUCCGGCGCCAUCACGGACAAGCCUCGAGUUCGAGCUGAUCCACCGACACCCAAUACUAUACCCCGUCGUGACUGCUGCUGAGUCUCCCGAGAUUGAAGUGUCGGGCCUCAGGGUCCUACCAUACCAAGAGCAUGAAUCGGAGUCCACUGGCUCCAGAAAACCCUCCUCUACACGACGACCCUCGUCUCUCCGGUCCUCACCCACCAAGGCAGGCUUCCGACGGCCCUCAUCUCCUGAACCGAGCGUCCCCCUCGAGCUAUGUGACGAGCGGCUCAAACACAUCAGGAUCCGCAACUGGACUCAGAUUUCCAUCUCAAACCAGUUAGCGGCGAGCUUAAUCUCCUUCUAUUUGACAGUUGACCAUCCAAUUCUUGGGUUGUUUGAUGCAGACCUGUUCCUAGGCGAUCUUGUGGCCCACAAGACCGAAUUUUGCAGUCCCCUGCUUCUCAGCGCCGUGCUUUGUUUUGCCUGCCAAGGUUACUCGAACAUCGAAGCCGAGACGGCCGUCUUGAGCUAUGCGUUCUUCACCGAGGCGGAGCGACUACAUAGGGAAGAGAGCACGGGGAACCCACAGUACCAAUUCGCAAUCCCCAACAUAGCUGCGACUCAGUUGCUCAGCCUCGCGGCGACAUGCCAUGGCCGCAACGAGCUGGCGCUCAGAUAUCUGGUCGAGGGCAUCGAGCUGGCCCACCAGAAUGGCCUGCUAGCAGUGGGCAAGAUGCAUUCGGCUAGGAACUGGCUGGAUGACCACGUCGACUUUGUAAAAGCUGCAUCACAUACAGCAUGGGGAACCUUCUGCAGGGCGACGCUCCUCGGAAUGAACUACCAGUACGCUUACAUCGAUAUACCGUCGUGGUUGCCGAUCCCAGGCACAACCAUUGUUCGAGCUGACGGCGGGUCGGAGCCGUUCGAACUCCCGGGCUACAUGGGUCAAAGCUUCACGGAGCUGUGCAGGCUGACGCCACUCAUCAACGAGAUGCUGCACGACUACUACGACAGCGGUGAUGGCGUGGCCCCUACCAACCGCGCCUCCUUCAGCUUCGCUCAGGGGCUGUACCGCAGGAUGCUCGAGUGGGCCGACUCCCUGCCCGUGACUAUGGCACGCGGCGACGGCAUGCCUCAUCACGCAGCUAUAGUCCACAUCUACUUCCACACCGCCGUGUUGGACCUGUUCCGCCCGUUCCCGUACCAGCGGCCCGAGACGCCCUUCCGGCUCGACGGCUUUGACACCGACGAACCGACGCCCGAAGGGCUGUGCAACGCAUCGGUGAACCAGCUCAAACACCUGAUCCUCGUCUUCCGGUCCAGGUACCCGUGCGCCACCUACUCGAUGCUGUGGCAGAACGCGCUGCUGUACAUAGCCAACGCGUGCCUGCCCCUGCAGCGCACCGUCCCGUCGCUCCAAGCACAACCAGAUGGUACCACAGACGAGCGCGCGGCGGGGCCCAGGAAGGGUGUCAUCGACGACGAAGGCUCGGCCGACGAGAGGGAGGAGUCCGAAGAAGACGACGAUAUGGACCGCCGCAAGUGGUUCAUGGCGUGCGUCGACGCGCUGCGGGCCCUGGCGCCGCAGUUCGGUAUCGUCACGGGCAUCGUGCAGGGCAUCCUGAGCAUGGCCAUCCUGAAGGGCUUCAUGGCCGCCGUGGACGGCCGCGCCAUCAUGGACCAGCUCAAGGCCGAGACGGAACUGUCGCGCCAACACCGCCGCGAGCACUUUGCGCGGAGCCAGGGCGGCGCGAUGCCUGCAACUGCCGCGGCGGCCGAAUUUACCGACGGACAGGUCGAUGGGCAGGUUGACGGGGUCGAGACGACCAGCAGGGUUACCUACGGGUCCUCCGGGGGCCAGCUUAGCGCCGGGUCUGGCCCGUAUUUGAGGGGGCUCGCCAAUCUCCCCGGCGCACAGGCCGGCGGCAACGGCUUUGUCAUUGACCUCAACGAGGCGUCUGUCAACCCGAGCGCCGCGUCGCUGGACGUGCUGGCUCGGGCCUUUGACGAGCUGGCAAUGUUCGAUGAGUUUACGACAGGUGAGGAUGGAGCAGAACGCUGA